GUCGGAUGCUAGGUAGGCUGGUAGGCCAGCUUCUAGUCAGGGUAGACUCGAUUCACUUAACACUCUAACGACAUCAAUCUAGCCUUUCUAUUCAGUAUCUAUAUAACAGACAAUCAUCUCUUUGGUGUAGAUACAAUGCGUUGGUUAAGGAAGCUUGAGUGACAAAGCACAAUGCUUUGUUAUGACACCUUCAUGGUUCACAAUGCUAACAAUCAUGCCUUAAUAGUCCAGUUGGUGACGAAAGAAAGGAGUCAAAGAAACGCCGAUUCACUCAUCCCAUCUUUCUACCAAACAAAACCACGCCGCCAUUAAUGACUUGAAGUCUAUUCCCAUGGCGCGCCACCGCUUGACUCUAAAGCUGUUUUGACUUUUCACUACUUGCCUAUUUAUGUCACUAGUUACUGACGCCAUAAUUCGGUAUUGAUGAACGCAUAGCAUAUUCAUUCCUUACAGCAUAGCGACUUUUUAUAAUCUAUUUUAAUACUUGAUAUUUAAUACUUAAUACUUCAUUCUUAUAACUAUUGCAUAGAAAUCCUACUAACCUAGGUAAUACGAAGGAAGAUACCCGUCACUGAAAGGAUCACGGAAUAAGGAGCAAAUGGUACACGAAAAUCGUCGCCACCGAAGCGCGGGCUCGGCCCGUAAAAGUAGCUUUACUACCAGCCUGAGGCGCAAUAGCAGCGGUAGUUUUAUUUCAAGGGUCUUAGGGAGUUUUCGACAUAAGCAUCAUGAGGAGAAGGGGAAGAAGACGUCAGCGCAAGAGACGGGGGAGCAGCAGGAUUGGAUAGCCAACUACAGAGGCACACAUCACCCCGACCGACCGCGUGUCGACAAACGCACUCAGGAGAUGGUAUCCGAUGAAGAGUACGCCGCGCGGCUCGGCUGGAUACGGGGGAAGAGCCAGGGGCAUUGCGAACCGAGCGAUCACAAUAGGCCGUCGCAGGCCCCUGUGCCUAAUUUCAGUUAUUCGUCGACGAGCCCGAGGAGUAAUAGGAUGAGCUCCAUGUCCCCCACGUUCGCUGAGACGGGGCAACCAUCUCGCGACUGGGCACCAUCCAAGGAGGCCGCUACUACGGACCCGACCCUGGUCUCUCCAGUAUUGCCUGGCGUUGGGGCGAUACGAACAUACAACGCGAGUAGCUUAGACCGAGGCCCUAUUAUCCGGUAUAGCGAGGGGUCCGAGAAACGGGCACCUCCACCGCCAAGGAAAAUAUCUGCUACCAGUCAGCAUUCCAAGAGGCGUGGCUCACGGGGUUCAAUGCUCGGGGGGAAGAGAACCGAGACUGAUGUCGAGAUAACCAAUCUGCCGAACCGCAAGACCAAGACGCCGAUGUACAACGGCUAUCCUAUCAGCGAACACGCACCCGGCCUCAUCCUAAACUCCUCACCAACUUCACCCGCAGCACCACUAACAUGUCCCUGGCGCGGCUGCUACGCCGUUCUUAGCACAGCACAAGAGAAAGAGGAUAACCUCUGUACCACAUGCCGUGAGGCCCUAUUUCCUCGAGAAAGCGCAUUCUUCGGCCCGUCUCCGACCGUCAUUCAGAACACCCAUCUCAAGACGCUACAAGCUCUCACCGGCUCUCCUAACACUACUAACGAGCACGGCCAAACCCGCACCGAGCGUUCCAGCGCUAGGAGUUUUAAGCUACUCCCGGCGCCGCGGGGUAAGAGGCGACAUAUUAUCGAAGCGCGGAGGAUGGCUAGUAACGAGGGUGAUAAUGAUGAUGGGCAUGGGGAUAGUAGCAGUGACAGCGAGAAGGAAAGCGGUAACGAAACAGACGGAUCGGCCUGGAGCACGUUCUCGCCGGACAGCAACCAACAGGCAAGCCUCGGAAUCCAAGACGCCAGCCCGUUUUCUCCGCUGCACGAGGGGAUUUUCGGAACCAGUCCUAGGUCUUUAGGCAUUAGAUUCAACGGGGGAAUUGAACACGGCGAUAAUCACACGUACGAGAACGGCGGCAGAGAAGAAGUAGAAGAGUCCCUUUCCCCACACACCAAGCCCCCCAGCGACAAAUCCUGGACAACAGACUUGCAGUCCACCUCCAGCAGCAGCGGCGACGAGCUCGCGUCCCCAUACUCGGAUGUCGAUAUGGAAACAGCGUUGCGAGACCUGUACCCGCCUCCGCUAAUCGCCCGCAUCCAAAGCGGCGAGCGGGUCUCCCAGCCGCAGCGUCCAAGCAACGUCUACCGCUCUAGGGACACGCUGCUGUACCGGGAGAUCGAGGAUAUAAUCGACUGCUACGCAUACCCCGAGGAGACGAAGACGAAGACGAAGACGGGGCCGGGACCGGAUAUAGCGGAGCAGGAGCAGGAGCAGGAGCGCCACAAGGCCGAUGCUGCUGCUACGUACUUUGCGGACGAGUCGGAGGCGGAGAUGAGGAGGAGCGGGUUUAUCUAGGGACAUCUAGUUAGGGCAGGUCACCUCGAGUUAGAUGUGGUUGAGUUAGGUUAGGUACCUAGGUAGGCAUAUCAUGUAUAAAGGAAACGACUUAUGAAUUAACAACAUGAAGCAACUCU
Daldinia decipiens is the source of this 2520-nucleotide messenger RNA. RefSeq lists its product as uncharacterized. The record is from RefSeq and is a predicted model, not a curated record. The transcript has a single exon. Bases 599 to 2401 code for a protein of 600 amino acids. Lineage: Eukaryota; Fungi; Ascomycota; Sordariomycetes; Xylariales; Hypoxylaceae.